CGAACAUCGAUGACACUUUUAUACGAAAUUAUUUUUCACAUUCCAUUUAAUAAGACGAGUUAUCCAUGGCAUCAAUUGGAAAAAUAACUUUAUUAAUCGCGUGCUCAAUAUAAUUAUUUUUACUCUGAUAUUUCGAAAAAUUUGUGAACUUUUUAAGUAUGAUGCUGUUUAUGUUGCUAUUUAGCCGACAAGGCAAAUUACGAUUGCAAAAGUGGUACAUGGCUUAUCCCGAUAAGGUGAAGAAGAAGAUAACUCGUGAAUUAGUAACUACCAUACUGGCACGGAAGCCUAAAAUGUGCUCAUUCUUGGAGUGGAAAGAUUGCAAAAUUGUGUACAAGCGGUAUGCGAGUUUAUAUUUUUGUUGUGCCAUCGAGCAGAACGAUAAUGAACUGUUAACCCUUGAAAUUAUUCACCGUUAUGUGGAGUUGUUGGAUAAAUAUUUUGGAAGUGUUUGUGAAUUGGACAUAAUUUUUAAUUUUGAAAAGGCCUACUUCAUCUUAGACGAGUUGUUAAUUGGCGGCGAAAUACAGGAGACAUCGAAGAAGAAUGUGCUCAAAGCGAUUGCCUCCCAGGAUCUGCUCCAAGAGAAGGAAGAAUUCUUCUACACCAUACAAUAAUCGCUACGCCUUUACCAGUUUAUCUAAAUAUACAUACGUUAAUUUAUUUAUCAAUACAUACUAUUAUAUAUACAUAUAUUGUUGCAUAGAUGGCCCGUUUUUGGAUAGCAAAUAUAUAUCUAUUAUAUCUAAUUGAAUAUUGAAUGAAAUAGGUUAAUAUGUUUAUUGUACACUUAAUGAAAUUGUAUUCAUGGAAUGAUUUAUAUUUUUCUUGUUUGUAAUUGACUGUUAUGCAUGCUUAAAUGUUAUGAUAUUGGUUAAUCGUAACGCAGCCGAGAAAAUUUGUAAUGUUAACUAGUUAAUAGCUUAUAAAAUGUACUUACAUAUAACUUAAAAAUUCCGGAACAGGUUCCAAAGCCUAGCCAGAAUUUGCCAAAUGUAUAAUAAAUAAUGCCUGUACCCGCUUGCCAUUAAAUGAAACGACAAAAAAACGAUUUUAA
Molecule: messenger RNA, 1057 nt
Organism: Rhagoletis zephyria (snowberry fruit fly)
Lineage: Eukaryota; Metazoa; Arthropoda; Insecta; Diptera; Tephritidae
Product: AP-1 complex subunit sigma-2-like
Biological process (GO): vesicle-mediated transport; intracellular protein transport
Cellular component (GO): membrane coat; AP-1 adaptor complex
Molecular function (GO): clathrin-cargo adaptor activity
Source: RefSeq, a predicted model, not a curated record